Messenger RNA from Oncorhynchus tshawytscha (Chinook salmon), 2136 nucleotides. RefSeq names its product motor neuron and pancreas homeobox 2b (gene mnx2b). Gene Ontology annotation, cellular component: nucleus. Gene Ontology annotation, molecular function: DNA-binding transcription factor activity, RNA polymerase II-specific; sequence-specific double-stranded DNA binding. The transcript has 3 exons. The record is from RefSeq and is a predicted model, not a curated record. Bases 678 to 1730 code for a protein of 350 amino acids. Gene Ontology annotation, biological process: regulation of DNA-templated transcription; neuron projection morphogenesis; central nervous system development. NCBI's taxonomy places the organism in Eukaryota, Metazoa, Chordata, Actinopteri, Salmoniformes, Salmonidae.
GCUAAUAUUGCUACCAGCUCUCACAGUCUCACGUCACAAUUAAACACAGCAGAAAGUGUUGCUGACAGACAGAGGGAAAGAGGUUGGACAUUUCUCACGCAGGAGACGUGUGAGGCGCGUUCAGAGGUUUCUUGAGCCGAGUGGAAAUGAGAGAGUAAUUAGUUAAUUAGAAAACGGUCGACUAAACUCACCCCUCGAGUACCUGUAUUAGCCAAUCACAGCUCAGACAGCCACAGGGGUGGGGGAGACGGCGUCUGAAGGAGUGAAACACUUGCUUUAGUUGGUUAAAUUGCUAUUAAACACCAAGACCUGGCUGUUAGUCAUCACAUGUGAUGUGAAUACGCGGAUAGAGGACUACAGAAACCAAAUGGACACCCGGAAAGCAUUGCAAUUUAAUAUUUUGUUGUAUCAUUUUAUUUGCUAAUAAUUUAAGCUCUUCAGGGUUCUUCAGAGAAUAUUUUACCAGAACUGUUACAGGUAGGUGAUAGCGAGGGGGUGAGCAAAACUAAGGAGCCUGCUAUCGAAACGCAUACUAGUACAACGCAUAAAAGUACAUCCUCUCAUGUAUUUAUCAUUGAUCUGACUUAUUUUGGUUACGAGACGGUUGCACUGGCAUCCUCAGAGUGACUUUUAUAACAAACUGAAACAUUUAUACAGAAGAUUGGAGUUGGAGCUGUAUGCGCUCUGACGCACACAACAAGUGUACAUUGGCAGGUCUGACCUUUGAGCAGCUCGCGGCAGUUUUCCUGAUGCGAGUCGGUAUGGAGAAAUCGAAUAAUUUUCGAAUCGAUGCUCUGCUGGCGGACGAGACUCACCGGGCGAACCGAGACCUCUCCCCAGGUCUGAGCAGUGACAGCCCUGCGGGCAGCCCUGUGUCCUGUCGGCGAGCGGAUACCCCGUCCCCGCGCAGGACGCCUAUCCAUCUUCAAACCGGGAUAAUCCCCAAGCCGGGACUGCUGAACCUCCCUCACACGGGACUCGCCUCGCUACCCCAAAUGUACCCUGCCCCUAUGUACCCAAUAUCGGCUUUGGGUGGACAUCACCCUGCCUUCGCCUACUCCGGCUUCACACACCUUACCCAGUCGUACCCAGACCACCUGAAGGCGGCUGCCAUGGCAGGGUCUCUCCCCCUGGAGCACUGGAUCCGGGCUGGAAUGAUGAUACCACGUCUUCCAGACUACAGUUCACCCCAGGCAGGACUCCUGGGGAAGUGUCGUAGGCCCCGGACGGCGUUCACCAGUCAGCAGCUCCUUGAGCUGGAGAACCAAUUUAAACUCAACAAGUACCUGUCCAGACCCAAACGCUUUGAGGUGGCCACCUCUCUCAUGCUGACCGAAACACAGGUGAAGAUCUGGUUCCAGAACCGCCGGAUGAAGUGGAAGCGCAGCCGCAAGGCCAAGGAGCAGGCAUCUGCGUCUGCCCAGUCUGAGGCGGAGCGACUACGCACCGGGGGAAAACCGACCAAUGGCAAACCAGCUGAGAAUAAACCAGCUUCCACUCAGGAUGACGAGGGAGAGCUAGACCUAGAAGAAGCAGAGGAGGAAGAGGAGGAAGAGGAGGAGACGCCACACGAGUUUGAUGUUACCAUGGGUGGCGCGGUGGGGUUGCAGCGUUCAGCAGACUUUCUGAAGCUCACAGCGGAGCUUGGUUACAACCCCCACAGUCCCUUCUCUGAGGACGACUUAGUGGGGGUGACAGGGGGGGACAGGAAGAUAGGCGCAGGGUUGUGAAAAGACAAAGACACACCCAGAAAGGAAAACGCCAGAGACACUGCUGCUUGACACUGGCUCUGAGAAAGUGGGGGUCUAUAGUGUAAAAAGAGAAAAAAAUGGAUGUGCCAUUUCAAAAGCCUAUGACAGUGUUUUUUGUGUACAUAAUGCUCAACGCAAUGUAACGUUUCUGUGACCCUGAUGGAGUUGUUUAAGGCAGGGGUUUCCAAACUGUGGGUCGCCCCCCCAACCCCCAAAAAAUGUUUUAAAGGAACUCAAUCCGUCUUUAAACUUAUUCUUGAAAGUUGUACUAGUAGAAUGCACAAGGUGUCAUUUCUAUAUUGGGUAUUACAUCAUCAGUUCCUCUUGUCCUGUCAGUCAUUACAUACCUUAGAGAGCUAUUUAUAACUUGUUAGAAAUGUCCAGA